Eimeria necatrix is the source of this 1641-nucleotide messenger RNA. RefSeq lists its product as hypothetical. The transcript has 5 exons. The coding region runs from base 1 to 1641 and encodes 546 amino acids. NCBI's taxonomy places the organism in Eukaryota, Apicomplexa, Conoidasida, Eucoccidiorida, Eimeriidae. The record is from RefSeq and is a predicted model, not a curated record.
AUGGAGGGCCCCUUGCUGCACCGCUGUCUGCUGCGGGGGGACUUCAUGGCCUUCUUCGCAGAACUGGAGAAGACUCAGGACUUAUUUGCAAGAGACCGCGGCGGCCGCACAGCGCUGGACUUGGCGCUGCAGCUGGCGCUGGAGCUUUUCCAAAGCUGCUUCAGCAGCUCCAGACCAGUGGACCACAGUGGUCUGGUCCAGUGGUCACCUUGCUGCUGCGCGGCCUGCGCGCGGCGCCGCCACCGCUCCGCAGGCCCUUUGGAAGGGGAAAGCAGCAGCAAAAGCCCUUUCAAAGGGGACUAUAACAUUAAAAGUCCUUUUAAAGGCGAUUUUAACUUCAAAAAUCCUCUCCAAGUCGAAAAUAAAUCCAAAAAUCCACUCCGAGUCCACUACAAUGAACAGUACUUCAACUUGUACGCCCAGCCCCGCCAAAUGCGCCUCCAGGCCGCAGUUAAGCCCCCAGUGCCCUCUUUGCCGCCGCCCUGCAAAUUCGCCCCCGUGGAGUUCCCCCCUGGCUGGUCUUCUGGGGCUUCUUGGCCCGCGGCCAGGCCCGGGGGCCUGGGUGGACCAGUGGACCACUCCCAGGCGGAGUUUCCGCUGCCCUCGGGGGCCGCGGGGCCGGCGCCCAGCGGCGCGGCGCCGCAGCAGUUCUUUUACCCGUGCGAAGCUGCAGCGGGGAGCUUGGAGGGCAGCCGGCAGCAGCAGCUGCAGCAGCAGCAGGAGCAGCUGCAGCAGCAGCUGGAGAACAAAAUGCUGCAGCGGGAAGUGCUGGUGCUGGUGGAGGAAGUCUUUGCGGGGCCGCUGUGCGAGCUGCUGCGGGCGCGGCUGCAGCGGCUGCUGCGGAAGCUGCGGGCGCUGCUGCUGGUGCUGAAGCGCCUCGGCUGCUGCAGCUUGCUGCGCAUCAAAGCCACCGAAAUGGCCGUGGAGUCGGGGCUGCUGCAGCAGAAGAUCACUUACCCUUUUCUCUACACUGCGCUGCUGCACAGGGCCUUCAAGCAGCACCCCUGCGGCCCCAACGGGCAGCCCUUCGACCCCCUGAACCCCGCGGACGGGAGGCGGAUGGUGCAGCUGCUGGUGAACUACCAAAUGCCGGGCUUCGAGUUGGUGCUUUUUUUGGGAAACUUGACGGCUUUGUUCAGCGACUUUGUGGCGUUUUUCGCGCAAGACGACGUGCGGGUCUGGCGGCCGAGCAGGGAGGUGCAGCAGUACUACUUGCACAUGGCCUUUGCGCUCGACAGCGCCGAUCUCUUCCAAUUCAUCAUUAAUUACGGACAACUUCUCUUCGUCGGAAACGCAGACGUCUUCAAGUGGGAAGAUCUCCUUUACGUUCUCAUGGAGCACCGAGACAAGUUCCGCCCCUACUUCGCCCCCCUCCUGGCCUCCCGCCUGAAGAGCCGCGUGCAGAAAAGACUCGUCGAAGAAGGACCAGCGAAGGAAAUCCGCAAAAAGUUCCCUCCAGAGCCGGUGAAGUACCCGUGCGAAGAGCGGCUGCUGACGCAGAAAGUGCUGAGCGAAUUUGGAUCUCUUUUUGGAAAAGAAGAAGCCCAAGAGCUCAGCGAGCUGCUCAGCAGGUGGAAGUACGGAGCAGCAAGGCCGCAGGCGGAAGCAGCAGGCUUUUCCCGCAGCAGCAAACUGCAGUAG